Scheffersomyces stipitis CBS 6054 is the source of this 1001-nucleotide messenger RNA. RefSeq names its product glucose-6-phosphate 1-epimerase. Gene Ontology annotation, biological process: carbohydrate metabolic process. NCBI's taxonomy places the organism in Eukaryota, Fungi, Ascomycota, Pichiomycetes, Serinales, Debaryomycetaceae. The record is from RefSeq and is a predicted model, not a curated record. The coding region runs from base 22 to 930 and encodes 302 amino acids. Gene Ontology annotation, molecular function: isomerase activity; carbohydrate binding. The transcript has a single exon.
UCACGAAGACACCUAGCCACCAUGCCUGUAGAAGACAACGACUCCCAAGUUGUGCUCACCCACCCAGAAGAUAAUUCCACCACCGUCACUAUUCUUAAGUAUGGUGCCAACGUACUCUCGUGGAAGAACAAAGGAAAAGAACAACUCUGGCUCAGUGAAGGUGCCAAGGUUGAUGGUUCUAAACCCGUCAGAGGAGGUAUCCCAUUAGUCUUCCCGGUAUUUGGCAAACAGAAAGAUGCAAACCAUCCCACUUUCCCUCUUCCUCAGCACGGAUUCGCCAGAUCUUCGGAAUGGGAAUUCUUGGGCCAGACUUCUGCGAAUCCUCCUACAGUGCAAUUUGCCUUAAGCCCAGAACAGGUGCUGUCUGAAGCACUCAAGUUGUGGGGAAACGGCGACUACGACUUCACGCUUAUCCUUACUGUCUCCUUGGAGUUGGACAAACUCACCACUGAGAUCGAAGUGGAAAACGCGGGUGAAAAAGAGUUUGAGUUCAACUGGCUCUUCCACACUUACUUCAGAGUUCCAGAUAUCACAGACACCUUGGUCAACAACUUGAUCGACCAGAAAUGCUUUGACCAGCUUUUGGCCGAGGAAUACGUGGAAAAGUCGCCUAUCAUCAGUUUCCACGAGGAAUUCGACAGAAUUUAUAAGAAAGUUGAUUAUGGCAAAACUUUCCAGAUCAUCGAGUUUGGUAAAGUUUUGAUCAAUGUAGUCCGUAAGAAUUUACCUGAUGCUGUAGUCUGGAACCCUUGGAUCAAGAAAUCAGAUGGAAUGGCUGACUUCUUGCCUAAAAACGGUUACUUGAACAUGCUCUGUGUAGAACCAGGUAACGUUUCAGAUUUUGUCAAGUUGCAAAAGGGUGAAAAGUGGACUGGUGCCCAGAUCUUGACAGUGGGGGGUGAGAUCAAAGUCCAGUCAAAUAUCUACUAAGACAAAGAGAUUAUAGACUUAUUCAGAAGAAUACUAAUUGACUAUUGAGUAUAGAUAAAGCAAUAGUAGCU